GGCAGAGGGAGCGGGGCUGGGACCCGGGAUCGGAGCGAGCCGUGCCGGGAGCGGGCCGAGCCGAGUCCAGCCCAGCAAACCGCCGAGUGGGAGUCCGAGGAAGCGGCCCGGAACCGCCAUGGCCUCGCAGAACGCCGACCCCGCCGCCGUGCCCAGCGCCGCCGCCCGCAAAGGGGCUGAGGCGGGGGCUACGGCCGCCCGCGGCUCUGUGGGGAAGAGGCUGCAGCAGGAGCUGGUGGCGCUGAUGAUGUCCGGCGACAAAGGCAUCUCCGCCUUCCCCGAGUCCGAUAACCUCUUCCGCUGGAUCGGCACCAUCGACGGCGCGGCGGGCACGGCCUACGAGGAGCUGCGCUAUAAACUGUCCCUGGAGUUCCCCAGCGGAUAUCCCUACACCGCGCCCACGGUGCGCUUCCUCACACCCUGCUACCACCCCAACGUGGACGCUCAGGGCAACAUCUGCCUCGACAUCCUAAAGGAGAAGUGGUCGGCGCUUUAUGACGUGCGCACCAUCCUGCUGUCCAUCCAGAGCCUGCUGGCAGAGCCCAACAUUGACAGCCCACUGAACACACACGCUGCUGAGCUGUGGAAGAACCAGGCUGCCUACAAGAAGUACCUGCGGGAGAUGUACAGCAAGCAGGCUAAGAGCCAGGAGACCUGACACCCACCACACCACCCCUUUGCCCCUGUCUGCUGCGCCUUUCUGUAUUAUAGGCUGUUUUUAACUUAAUUCUGGAGUGUGAGCUACGGUUAAUGUAUAAAUAAAUGCACGUCUGUAUGUUCUUC
Messenger RNA from Gallus gallus (chicken), 783 nucleotides. RefSeq names its product ubiquitin conjugating enzyme E2 U (putative) (gene UBE2U). Bases 119 to 658 code for a protein of 179 amino acids. The record is from RefSeq and is a predicted model, not a curated record. NCBI's taxonomy places the organism in Eukaryota, Metazoa, Chordata, Aves, Galliformes, Phasianidae. The transcript has 6 exons.